UGCCCAGGUAAUAUUGCACAAUGACAUUUUCAUAUUGCUUUCAACUGCUGACAGAUGUGUUUGUGUUUAUCCUGUUUCUCAAUUGCAUACAUUCCCAAAACUAUAUAUAAUAGUGAAUUUGGAUGAAUGAUUAUUGAAACACUGAUGCUAGAGCAAGACAUAAGUCAGAAGCAUUAUUCCUGCAUUGCAACUAGCAUUCUUGUAUUAAAUAAAUAAAGAAAUAAAAAAUAGCUUGUGUUAGCUGACUCAUGACUCACGGUUGCAACUCAAGCAGCGUCAUAUUAUUUAUUUGAAAUAUAUUAGGCAGCUGAGCUAACUAUUAAUCAGGGGGAAACUUGUGGGCGCAGCUUCAGGGUGUUUCUCUGUGCCUCCUGACAGCAGUGAUAAGAAAUGCCCAGCAAUUCACUCAAACCACAUGGCUCACACUGAUGAUGUCAUAGCUGAGCUGGGACAGCCCCUUCAUUUCAGGAGAGAGAGAGGGAGAGAUAGAGAGUGAGAGAAGGCUAAAAAGCACUCUCUCAGAGUGUGACAGAGAGAAGAAAACAAAUGAUCAUCUUGCACUCUGAUAGCCACUGAAAAAACUGACUUCUGAUCAAUCAGAGAUCUGUGCAAAGCAGAAAGGGAAACUACCCGAACAAGACACGAAGAGAGGGAGGGAGAGAAGGAGCUAAUUUAUGGUAUAACUGUCUGGGUCUGUCUGUAAGGAGUGGCCCACAGUCGACCAGAAGGGAGACUGACCAUCUCUGUUAACCAUGGGCAAAUCAGCCUCUAAGGUGUUUGCUGAAGAGGUGCUGCACUCCCACAAUGAGUACCGAAGGAAACACCAGGCCCCUCCCCUCAAACUCAGCAGCAAGCUCAGCCGAGAGGCCAGCAGGUAUGCUGAGAGUCUGGCCAGUACGAGGAUCCUGAAGCACAGUGUUGAGUCCAGCAAGGGGAGCUGUGGCGAGAACCUGGCCUGGGCCUCCUAUGAUCAGUCAGGAAAAGAUGUGUCUGAUCGCUGGUAUAAUGAAGUGCAGCAAUAUAAUUUUAACCGUCCUGGCUUUAACUCUGGAACUGGUCACUUCACAGCGAUGGUGUGGAAAAGCUCGCGCAAGAUGGGCGUGGGAAAGGCCCAGGCGUCUGAUGGCUCCACGUUUGUUGUGGCCCGCUACACCCCAGCCGGAAACAUCAUCAACCAGGGACAUUUUGAGGCCAAUGUGCUGGCCGCCAGGAGCUGAAGAGAACACCCAGGGAGAUCGAGGCAACAGGGGAGACAACGGAGAAAAAAAGACCCAAAACAAGUACAAGGGAGAAACGAGGAGGAGAGAAAGAAUGCAGUCUGUGAGCCCGUGGGUCCAUGGACCCCAAUCAGCCUGUGGUAAGCUGUGUUCAUGGCAGACGAUAGAAGACUUGAGGUUCACUCUUCAGACAAGUUCCGUGGUGCUGACUACCUACAAGGACAUAUACAUACAUUAGUGAAUGAGUGAUUGACUUGAAAUGACAUGAAACACCCUGCACUCAGUAUUAUAACACAAUCUGCAUUUCAUUCUUAUCAAAAACACUGAAAAUCUGUAUAACUGAACUGUGUGUCUCAAGAGUACAGGCAAACAACAUUAUCUCCUUUGAAAUGACUGUUGACAAAUGAGAACUUGUUUUUACAAUCAUGACAAGUAUUUUGCAAGUAUUUUGAAAAUUUGAAUUAAGCAUUACAAGAUACUAUUUCUCUUCAGAAGUGUUUGUUUGUAUGUAUGGAGAUUUAAGUACUUAGACUGUUGCCACUUGAUGUUGAAUGUUCUAACAUAAGCAUUACGUAUUUAGCAGUGUUUUCUUUUUUGAUUGUCACUUGCACAAAACAUACACUAUGUCACUGUUAUCACAUUGUCACUGAACUUAUUUAAAAUGUAAUCUUCAAUUAAAAACUUGAAUAAGACCAUUGUGAACACCA
Alosa sapidissima (American shad) is the source of this 1924-nucleotide messenger RNA. It is a transcript of the gene glipr2l, whose product is annotated as GLI pathogenesis-related 2, like. Bases 753 to 1217 code for a protein of 154 amino acids. The record is from RefSeq and is a predicted model, not a curated record. The transcript has 5 exons. Lineage: Eukaryota; Metazoa; Chordata; Actinopteri; Clupeiformes; Clupeidae. Gene Ontology annotation, cellular component: extracellular region.